UGAUUAAUAGAUCUGCUUUCAUUUAUCUUAUUAUUGUAAAUCGUCAUAGUUAAUGUUCUGUAAUUCACAAUUAUCAAAUAACUAUGAAGAAACAAUACUUCUUUGCGAUCUCAACUUUUAUUUAUACAAUUAUUGGUACAAAUGAAACAUUAAGUGAUGAACAACCAGUGGUCGAGUACUACAGUUUUCAAGAUAUUCAAUAUGUAUUUUUCUCCCAAAGAGUGCCCUGGGAAGAAGCAAAUAUACUUUGCAUUUCUUUCGACGCCAAGCUCGCUAUGUUAAAUACUAAUCUAAAAGCAACUAAUGUUGCUCAAUCAAUGGCAGAAUCAGAUAUAGCAAUGGAAGGUGCUUGGUUAGGUGGCCGCCGAAUCCACUCAACUUGGUAUUGGAUCGAUGGAAUAAAUUCCAGUUCAUCUCAAUACGUAAUUCCAUUAGAUCCAGACAUAGAUGAUUUUCCUCCAUGGUCUCAAAAACCUUUCAGGGCAACGAAGGAAUGUCUCGCUAUUGGCAGGAAAUCACAUUCGUUGCCAAAUUUCAUUGAUUUAGAUUGUAGACUGUUGAGACCUUUCGUUUGCGAGAAAAAGUCUGAUGAUUCCAUGAAAAGUCCCGUUCCAUCAAAAUGGGUAAAAAUCAACCAACAUGUUUAUACAUUAUACCACGGACGAGUCACUUGGGUAGAAGCAGUUAUAUUUUGCCGCGCACAAGGCAUGAGGUUGGCAAUUAUAAACAAUCAAAACGUCAUAAAUGCCUUAUCGAGCAGUAUGACGCAAUCUCGACCAGAUUUCGAGAAUGUAUGGAUUGGCGCAAGAUAUUCUUACGGUCAAUGGAUAUGGUUAGCAACUGGAUCCAUUUUGAGUUCACAAUCUGAUAAUUCUGGCUAUCCUCCUUGGCGUUUCGGAAAACCCGCAAAAAAUACCGGGUGUCUUUUACUCGACAGGCAUCUUGAUGAUAAGCCAACUUUCAUUGAGAUGUUUUGCGAGGGAAAAAGGGAUUUUGUAUGUGAAAAAUAUCCAGAGGGAGAACUUGAAGUUUGGAUGAACAAACCCAUCAAGUUUGUUUACGACAAUAUUUCUGUAACAGUCUAUCCUAUGGAGAAAACCUGGGAUGAAAGUAGAAAAUAUUGCGAGGAAAGAGGUAGUGUAUUGAGUUACAUCAAUAAUUGGCAGCUAGUUGAUAUAAUAGUCACUGCAAUGGGUGAUCAUCCCAGAGAAAUAAGCCACAUAUGGCUUGGAGGAUUAUAUAAUUUGAAUUUUAGUGAAUGGAGGUGGAUCUACAAUAAUGAAGUAAUACCCGCGAAUAACAAUAACAUGGACUUUCCACCUUGGGCAAACAGCAUUGUCGACAGCGAUGACUUUCUGGAAAAUUCAGUUUGCCUCAAUUUGGACCGUAUAGAUCAUACACAACCGCGUUUCUAUGGCCUAAAUUGCGAUAGCAAGCAAGCUUUCGCUUGUACGACAAAUUGCGAAAAUCCGCCACCUGUAGCAAAUGGAACAUGGAACUGUAUAGGUAAUAGUUACAAUAUUAAGGAUACAUUGAACACGUGUUCUCUACAAUGCGACGAAGGAUAUUUCACUGCGGGGAAAAAAAAUGUUGAUUGUUCACCUCAAAAUGGCUGGUUUAAUCAAUCCAAUUGGUUGGAAUUUCCUGUUUGUUUAGAUAUGAAAAACUAUUGGAAGAGAUUUACAAGGUCUUUAAGACAAGAUAUGCAGAAAGCUUCUGGAUAUUAUAUUCUGUUAUCUCAUUCUAAUGAAAAAUUCAAUCACCUUGGUUUACAAUUGACACGGAAAUUGUUAACUUUAUUUCCUUUGAAUGCACAACGAAGAAUGGGUAUGACAAAUUACUUUAAAACCAUUAGGAACAGCAUUCCUUUUAAUCAAAGUGACACAUGCACGGCUUUACAAUUGCUUUUGCCAAAUGAUAAGUUACAAUCAAAAGAAUAUACGAAUGAAUUGAAUUACACAGAUUGGUUCUCAGAUAUAAAAGUAGAUGGUCGCAAUGUUCUUAUAAUUGCCAUUCUUGAUUCUAUUGUUGCCAAACACAAUCAAGAGAUUUUAUAUAAACUAAAGAUGGCAGGUCAUUCCAUAGUAGUGAUUGGUUUGGAUGACGACUGGGAAUCUUUGACGCCUUUGGCAACAGUUAGAUUUGAUGGACAUUUUAACACGUAUCUCUUCAAUGAGGAGGGAUUUGAAACAGUCAUUGGCAAUCUGAAACGUGUGAAAGAUCAACAUCCGAUAUGCAAGGAGAAUAAUGAUAGCUUAACUGGAUAUACAGUAGUACAUGAACCAUCCAGGACAUUUAAAGUAACAACAACGCUCCAGCCAGAGCAGAUAACGGAAAACAACGUUAAUAUAUUGACAUCAAUAGAUAGCCUAAUUUCCCAAAUGGCGACGGAGAUCGAAACAAAUAGUUCAGAGAAGAAUCCAAUUCAGUCCAAUGAAAAAACAACUGUUAUAAGCGAAAAUUCGAAUCAAAAUAUUGACGUAAAUAAAAAUUUGCAUGAAAGGGACAGUAACGAAACGGACGAAUCGCCAAUUGAUACGCAUGAAAGCAUAUUGUCUGAUAAUCUGGCAAGAAUUAAAUCAAUACUAUCACUACCUUAGUAUCAGCAUCAAAUAAUAUAAGCUACAAUUCAUGUAGCCACAAUCACUUUUUUAUGGUAAAUGUUUUUAAUGAUAUAUCGGAUAUUUCGAAUAAACGUGUUCAAAAGAUUCAAUUUACAAUAUUAAUCCUUUAAGGAUGUUUUCUUGGCUGUAGGGGUGCUCAACCGCGGCUGCGUGCGGAAGGAUUAUAAACAGAUUGAAGCGGAAAAAUUCAGAACUGCUUCUCAGAGCGUCUAUUUUCUUACAGUUACUUGAAAAAUUUGAUAUGUGCUUUUGUUUAUUCAUAAAAAAAUAUAACUUUAAAAGUUACCAAACGUGUGACUUUGAUAAACAAAACUAUGUUACAAACUUUUGAAAAUCUAAAUUUUUUCAACACGACUUUGUUUAUUGACAUCCCUAAAAUGUAUAUACUAAAUAUAAAGUUUUAAUAUUAAAAUGAGAAAAAUAUGGAUGGAAGCGAUCCGGUGAAACGGCAUCUCGCGACGAACGUGAUUUUUAAUAAUAUUUUUGUUUAUAACACUUAAAAGAGAACCGGUUGGUAUUAUUUUCAAAAUGACAAUCUAUGCAGCAAAAAAUACGCUUUCUUUAUUCAGAGUAUCGCGAUUUUCUAAAGAAGCGUUUUAUGUUGUUUUUUGGCUAGAAUACAUUAAGACAUGGUUCCCCAUGUAUUUCUUCAUAAGAAGCAAAAAAAUCAUCUUACUUUCGAUAAAAACCAUAGAACUUUUCUUUAGAAAAUCGCGAUACUCUGAGCAAAGGAAGUGUAUUUUGUGGUAUAUAAAUUAUCAUAUUGAAAAUAAUACGAUUCGGUUUUAUUUUAAAAGUUGUAAGCGAAAAUGUUAUUAAAAUUGCGAGAUGCCGUUUCACCGGUACGCUUCUCUAUUUUCUCUUUUUAAUAUUAAGACCUUAAAUUUGAUGCACAUAUUUUAGGGGUAUCAAUAAACAAAGUUGUGUUGAAAAAAUUUAGAUUUUCAAAAGUUUGUAACAUAGUUUUGUUCAUCAAAGUUACACGUUUUGUAACUUUUAAGGUGAUAAUUUUUUAUGAAUAAACAAAUGCACAUAUUAAAUUUUUGAAGCAACUAUAAAAAAAUAGACUAUAAUAGAUAAAUAAACGCAAGUAUCCCCUUUUCCGCACGCAAUUGCGGUUGAGCACCCCUACAGCCAAGAGAACGUUCUUAACAACCAUAGAUGUCAUUUUUUAGACAUGUUUUUGAUCGCAAAAUUCACGUGUAAAACGAAACAAUAAAUUGAUCCAAGGAACCGUCUUUUAUGUUUCUGGGUAUGCUGAAUAUGAAUCUGGGCUCAAAAUUCAAAAACUUUGCUUACAAAAUUCAAUAUGACGGAUUUUUUAGAAGAAAAUAGUGAAAAACUUAAAAGUUUUUUAUUAUUAAUUUUGUUCUAGCAUAAAACACGCCAAUAUCAACAUCUUUCUUCAAUCAUCGAUACACAAAAUUGUUGAACUUUAACAGAAAAUUUUUAUAUAUAGGCUUUUUUUCUAAAAUGUCGGAUAAAAUGCAAAAACCUGAAAAAAAAUUCAUUUCUCGUUACCAUUGUUUUUCUAAAAAAAUAUUAGGUUUAGGAAAAAGUUUUAUAGAAGAAAAAUGUCUUAAAAUUUAUCAAGGAACACUUAAAUUUUUUCAAAUGUUUUUUUCAAAUGGUGAAAAUUUUUGAUUUUUCAAAAAGCCAUAAAAUUGAUAUUUCCAAGAGUUAUAAAAAAAAAACUGAAAUAUUUCUAGAUUAUUCUUUGGCUAAUUCUAUGACUUUUUAUUCUUAUAAAUUUUUUCCUAGUCAAUAGUUUUCGAAGAAAAUAUAAAAAAUGCAAGUGUUCUUUAAAACAUUAUAAGAAAUUUUUUUUCUUUAACCCUUGUUCCUAAACUUCAUAUUUUUUUAUAAAAACAAUGAUAACGAGAAAAGAAUUUUUUGCAAAUUUUUGCAUUUUAUCCGUCAUUUUGAAAAAGAGUUGCUAAAGUUCAACAAUUCUGUGCUCCGAUGGUUGAAAAAAGAUUUCGAUAUUGACGCGUUUUAUGCUAAAAAAAUGAUAAAAAUUUGUUGAAUUUUUCACAAUUUUUUUUGUAAAAAAUUUGUUAUAUUUAGUUUUUCAAGCAAAGUUUUUGAAUUUUGAGUACGAAUUCGGAUGUAGCAUACCCAAAAACAUAAGAAACGGUACCUUGGAUCACUUUGUUAUUUCGUUUUACACAUGAAUUUUGUGAUCAAAUACAUGUCCAAAAAAUAAUGUCUAUAACCGUUAAUAGGUUUAAUAAUUACAGCUAAUACAUAUUAAUCAGUCAUGAUUUGAAACAUAAAGUGUUGUAAACCAGAUUUGUGUACAUUAAAUAAGUAACA
Molecule: messenger RNA, 4940 nt
Organism: Phymastichus coffea
Lineage: Eukaryota; Metazoa; Arthropoda; Insecta; Hymenoptera; Eulophidae
Exons: 14
Coding region: 84-2600 (838 amino acids)
Source: RefSeq, a predicted model, not a curated record